Molecule: messenger RNA, 1308 nt
Organism: Aspergillus homomorphus CBS 101889
Lineage: Eukaryota; Fungi; Ascomycota; Eurotiomycetes; Eurotiales; Aspergillaceae
Exons: 2
Coding region: 1-1308 (435 amino acids)
Biological process (GO): lipid metabolic process
Molecular function (GO): phosphoric diester hydrolase activity
Source: RefSeq, a predicted model, not a curated record
AUGCGGGGACCGGCUCUUAUCGCCGCCGCCUUCAACAUUGCGCCUCGCGAUAAACGGCCCGAGGCUGCUGGCCUUUCCUGCUCCACUCCCUUUCACAAAUCAUCAUCCGUACGACAUUCUCCCAAGUCCAGAAGGCUGCUUCGCUGUUUGCUCUAUCCGAUCGUCUGCAUUCUGAUCAUGUUAGGCAUUGUUCAGUUCAUUGCCAUUGUCUGUGGCAUAGUCAUUGCAUUCUUUCCCAGCGAGGUCGACCGCGCAGUCGAGCGGUGGCAACCGGGUAGCACGACCUCUGCCAUCAAUCUCUCGCGCUGGCCCACCGAUGCCUCUCGUGGCAUCAACCCCGUCAAAUGUCACUCGCAUAACGACUACUGGCGCCCCGUCCCGUUGUUCUCUGCCCUCAAGGCCGGCUGCGUCGGCGUCGAGGCCGAUGUCUGGCUGUUCGACGAGGAACUCUAUGUGGGCCACACCACCUCAUCGCUGACCCCGAAGCGCACGCUGCGCACCCUGUACAUCAAUCCCCUCCUCAGGAUCCUCGAACGGCAAAACCCCCUCACCGAGUUCCACCCCCAACUCCAUCGUCCACUCCAGGGCGUUUUCAGCACCGAUCCAUCCCAAACCAUCAUCCUACUGAUCGACAUCAAGACCAACGGCUACGACACCUACAACAAAGUCGUCACACAACUGGCACCGCUCCGUGAGCGCGGCUACCUGACAUACUUCAACGGCACCGAUGUUGUUCCCGGCCCGAUCACAGUCGUCGGCACGGGCAACACGCCCUUCGAUCUGGUCACGGCCAAUACCACAUACCGGGACAUCUUCUUCGAUGCGCCACUCAACGUACUUGCCGAGAACGAUGCCAAUAGCGGUGACGACGAUUUCUCCUCCGACGAGACACGCCACCUGACCCAAACCCAAAGAAGCACGGCCACCGGGGCCACCACCGCCCGCGACACUGACAAUAGCCUUACGGCGCGAAAUGUCGGUCAAGGCCUCACGGGCGUCUCCCAAACCGACACCUUCGACCGCACCAACAGCUUCUAUGCCUCGGUCUCCUUCAAGAAAUCCAUCGGCUUCCCUUGGACCUUCCGCCUCACGGACCAGCAGAUCGACACGAUCCGAGCGCAGAUCCGCGCCGCUCACCGCCGCGGCCUCAAGGUCCGCUACUGGGACGUCCCGGACUGGCCGCGCCUUCUCCGCAACCACCUCUGGGCCGUGCUCGUGCAGGAGGGCGUCGAUAUCCUGAAUGUCGAUGAUCUGCAGAGCGCCGCCCGCCAGGAUUGGAGGCCGAAAUGGUCGGAUCUGUGGCAUUAG